AUGAAUCGCAGAACCAGCGCCGCACUUCGUGAGGACAUCGAUGCUCCCCCAGUACAGCAGCCUUCAAAGAAGGUCGCACCCGACGUGGUCAAGCUUUCGUAUUGGGGGUUUGCGCUUUGGUGGCUCAUUAUCCUAGGCGUGCACGUGGUCACCAGCGUCUACAAUGCCCUGUACGCCUACUGCUACUGGAAACUGAAAGACGCCUCACUUCUCGUGUACCUGGAGUUCUACCACAUCGGCCUGCCGCAGGAAUACCAUAGCACAAUUGCAGUCGUCCAUGCAGUCAUGUCUGCAGUGCACGGAGUUUGUAUUCUUCUAAUGCUAGGGGGCUCUCUGUGGCAAUUGUCACUAGCGUUCUCUCCGUGGUGGGACAGCUCCAUCGCCCAAAUAAACAACACAGCGAAGACCAAUUCCGGAAACGCUGGAACGCGAAAAAGUAGUAUUAUCACCACGGGAGUUGUCAAGAUUUGGGGUCGACACGGAUUUUGUGGAGUGAACGGAGCUCAUUUCUACGAAAUUCUCAUCUGGCGUGAGGUUAUCGAGACCACCUUUCAGACAAUCCAAGCCUACCGCAUGAGUGUGCUGUUACCUAGGACGGUGCUCAAUCGGUUCUACGUUUUCUUACUCGCAGUCAACUGUUGGUCGUCCAUCAUUGUCCACUCAGUGUUUCGCAAGCGAGGGGAAGCGCAGAAACGACUGGCUUGCAUUGUGUGUGACUGUAUUCUGGACCUCGUCGCGUGUAUGGGCAUCGUGCUGAUUAUUCUGCUCAGUUAUGCAGCCGCCUACAAUCGUGAGACUCUAAGUUUCGACUACGAGUACUGGUGGAACGACGAGUGGCUCGCUCGAGCUCUGAACGAUUUUCAAAUGGUCGUAGUAGUUUCGUGGUCAGACCUUGCAAGUCGCUCCAUCUUUUCGCUUAGCUUGGUCGUGGCGACAGCGGACAUGAAGGAUUUACUGCGAUAUCUAACGAGAGAUACCAAGCGUGUUUCUCAAUCGUGA
Molecule: messenger RNA, 999 nt
Organism: Phytophthora sojae
Lineage: Eukaryota; Oomycota; Peronosporomycetes; Peronosporales; Peronosporaceae
Exons: 1
Coding region: 1-999 (332 amino acids)
Source: RefSeq, a predicted model, not a curated record